This is a messenger RNA of Paecilomyces variotii, 2175 nucleotides long. RefSeq lists its product as hypothetical. The coding region runs from base 76 to 1794 and encodes 572 amino acids. The record is from RefSeq and is a predicted model, not a curated record. Lineage: Eukaryota; Fungi; Ascomycota; Eurotiomycetes; Eurotiales; Thermoascaceae. The transcript has 5 exons.
GUGCUCCAGACUUCCUGCCGUGCGGGCUCGCCCAACUUCCUCCGCAGCAACAUCAUCACCAUAUAACCAACCACCAUGACUGAGAUGUCACUUUCAGACUCGGAUCUAUCCUCGCUGUCAUCAGCACCGCCGACAGACGAUGAGUCCAUCUUCCAAGCUGUGGAACAGCCUGUUGGCAUCCAGAAGUACUUCAAGAAGGGUCCGUCUCCAGAAUCUCCGCCGCCGCCCAAACGCCCUGCUUCACCACCGCACGAAUAUGUUCUGGCAGACAAUCCAGAUAUCGCCUUCAUCGUCAUGUUCCGCGCGCGUUUCCACGACGUGUUCCCUCGAUCACUACCACACUACGGUCCUCAGGAUAUUGAGAGAGGUGUCGCAGAUAUAACACCUGGAGAUCACAUAGAGAGGUUACUUUGCGCAUUACUGGGCUUGGUGUUGAACAGGAAGAAAGAUGUUGAGAGAGGCCAUUUCCAGCGUGCCCUUGAGGAAGCAGUUCAAACUCAUGUCUCUCAGUGGCCGCGGGCGUGGGAAGGAAAGAACCCCCUUCAUGGCGGGCGCACUUUUGCGACCAUGUCCCCAGAAGAACGUUUGCGAUUGUUGAAGACCCUAAUUCUCUGGUCUUUGUCAUCCUCUGAUGCGGUUCAGGCUAAAAUCAAGGAAUCAUACAAGCAGUCGCGUCGUGACGAUGACUUGAACCAGCCCUUGUCUGUCCAGCCUUGGGGAAGCGAUGAUCUCAAGAGGCGGUAUUGGCUUAUAGAAGGUCUUGACGACACCCAUUUUAGACUAUAUAGGGAGAGCAAUCCGGCGCUGAAGACCAACACCUGGUGGAGUGUCGCGGGCACCAUCGACGAAUUGAAGGCAGUGGCGGAUAAACUAGAGAAAGACAGAUCUCAACAAUCAAAAAGGCUGAGUGAGAAGAUCAGACUUGCUAUACCCCGUUUUGAAGGUUCUGAAGAGAAACGCAGACGCCGCGACUAUCGCCUGGCCCGGAAAGCUGCUUUCUCUCGGCCAGAGCCUGGUUUCUCCCUCUACGAGGGCCGCACUCGUGGAAAAAGAUUGAAGUACACCUACUCUGAUGAUGAGGACAUUUUCUCAGAUGGUCUCCCUCCAAGCACGCGCCGGUCAACGCGGAACGCUUCGGGGGUGUCUACGCCCGGUGAACCUGCAGGACCGACAUUCACGGCGAGCGGGCGACAAGUACGCACUCGAGCUGGAGGCAUCUACGGCGAAUCUAUGUUGAGCGGGCAACGCCGUGACGAUGACGCCUCUGCCGCGCAAAACAGCAGUGAGACUGGUAGACGUACUCGUAACGGUUGGUCUUCUAGAGCAAACCGGUAUGGAGACUCCGAUGACGAGAUGGACGAGGGGUCAGACGGCGCAUCGAGCGGCAACGAAUGGCAAGGCGGGGACGACGAAGAAGAAGAGGACCAUGAGUUCGACGGUGACGAUGAAAAUCUCAGUCAGGAUGAAUUGGCGAACGGUGAAGAAAACCCAAGUCUCGUGGUGCAGCUCAGAUACGGCAAGGGGAAGAAGCUAAGCAGCCCCGGACUGGAAAACGGCACGACGCAGACUCCUUCUGAGAAUGCUGCUGCCAACGAGGCUACGCAGGUCGAGCCUCAAAAGAUCCCACAGGAGACUACCCCCAAGAAUCUGCAAGAGCAAGAAGUCAAGCCAGCAAUGCCUGCUGGAGAGCCGCUUGUCAAAGAACAGCCUCAGGCUAACGAAGAGAAGCCUUCUGAGGCGAGGCCGGCUGAAGAAGCUCAUGCACAAAUCCCUUUAGCACCAUCUACAACUUAAAAGACCAUGGGAGCAGGCGUUCUGGUGGCGAGGAGUAACUUUGUUAGGAGAUUCGUUAAGAAACAAUUACAGAGUCUUCGAGUAGAAGAACAGGCUAUUGCUAGAUAGAAUGGGGAGAGGUAUCGAUAAAAGCUAAUCGACAAUAUUUCCUUGACCGUACACUUCUUCAAUGAACGAUGUCUUGAUGUUAAUUGCACGCUUCUCCUUGGUGAGCCGUAUUUUUGAAACGUGCUCUUCAUAAUUCUUUAAGAGGAAGUCUCCACCAAUCAAAUCGGUGCUAUGGUCUAGGAGCAGGACGCCACGUUGUGGAUGCACAGUUAACAAAUCCAUUGGCUUCUUGGCCUUUGGAAAAGGAGACUGUUAAACCAACUUCCGUGUCAG